AUCAUGGAAAAUAACCACCAAUUGUCAAAAUUUGCAAGCUUGAACGAGAUCGCCUAAUUUCAGAAAUUCAGAAAAAGCAACGUUAACAAUAAGAAAAACACUUUAAAUUUGUUACAAACGUAACCUCUUAAAUGUGUGUGGAUAGAAAUUAUCAAAAAAUCUACGCUCCUUUCAAGGGCUCACCAUAGAAAGGCUUUUAGAAGUUGCAGCACCUCCAACAUCUCUCGCAACAAAAGAACACAACGACGACAUAGUUGGUGUUGAGUAAUUUAAGGCAACACCACCACACCACCCAACACACACAUACACUCCCGCCCCUUUACUACGCCUAGAACUGCUGCUCAACGACAGUCGCACGUCGAAUAGAACAAGGAAGCAAUUACAAGUGCAAACAAGACGAACGAAAGGGAAUUUCUUGUAUUAUUCAACGAAGGCCGCAUAGCGAAGGUAAACUAGAAAUCUAUCUACCAAGAUGGCAAAUCCUAGAGCAUCGGUGGCAGCCGAGGUGGUCCAUCACAGUGGCCCACAGCCUUUGGUCAAAAUUGGCCAUUAUCUGCUGGGCAACACUUUGGGUACGGGAACUUUUGGCAAAGUGAAAAUAGGCGAACAUCAAAUGACCAAGCACAAGGUGGCUGUAAAGAUUUUGAACAGGCAAAAGAUUAAGUCCUUGGAUGUGGUGGGCAAGAUCAGGCGUGAGAUACAGAAUCUAAAGCUCUUUAGACAUCCCCAUAUUAUCAAGUUGUAUCAGGUGAUAUCGACACCCACUGAUAUUUUCAUGAUUAUGGAAUAUGUAAGUGGCGGUGAGCUUUUCGAUUACAUUGUUAAGCAUGGGAAACUGCAGGAGCAUGAGGCCCGUAGAUUUUUCCAGCAAAUUAUUUCGGGAGUAGACUAUUGUCAUCGCCACAUGAUUGUACAUCGUGACUUGAAACCUGAAAAUUUGCUAUUGGAUCACAAUCGUCAUGUGAAAAUCGCCGAUUUUGGCUUGUCCAAUAUGAUGUUGGAUGGUGAGUUCCUGAGAACUUCUUGUGGUUCUCCCAACUAUGCUGCUCCGGAGGUUAUCUCGGGUAAAUUGUAUGCUGGCCCUGAGGUGGAUAUCUGGUCUUGUGGUGUCAUACUAUAUGCCCUGUUGUGUGGCACCUUGCCCUUUGAUGAUGAACAUGUGCCCACAUUGUUCCGUAAAAUUAAAUCAGGCAUAUUUCCCAUACCAGAGUAUCUCAAUAAGACGGUGGUCAAUCUGGUAUGUCAAAUGUUGCAAGUGGAUCCUUUGAAGAGAGCCAAUAUAGAAGAAAUCAAGAAACAUGAAUGGUUCCAAAAAGAUUUGCCCUCAUAUUUGUUCCCUUCAUCCAUCGAACAGGAUUCGAAUGUCAUCGAUACCUAUGCAGUGUCAGAGGUGUGCACCAAAUUUGGGGUAAAAGAACAGGAAGUGCAUAAUGCCCUUUUGAGUGGAGAUCCCCAUGAUCAGCUGGCCAUUGCCUAUCAUUUGAUUAUAGAUAACAAAAGAUUUGCCGAUGAGGCAGCCAAAACAGAGAUAAAUAACUUCUUUGUAGCCGGUUCGCCACCACCAGCAGCCCAUUCGCCUAAUGAAGCGCCGGAUGUCAACUUUGGAGUGGGUUCCUCGUCGGGCAACUCGACGCCUGGUCGCACUUCUUUAACACCCUCCAUGAAGCCACAUCCUGAACGCAUUGCCCCUUUGAGGGAGAGACAACUUGCUAUGGCUGUACAAGCCCAAGGCGGAGGUGCCUUCCCCGAGAAGACCGCUAGAGGCACUCCCAUUAAACGCGCCAAAUGGCAUUUGGGCAUUCGAUCGCAAAGCAAGCCGAACGACAUUAUGCUGGAGGUUUAUCGUGCCAUGAAAGCCUUAGAUUACGAGUGGAAAAUCAUCAAUCCCUAUCAUGUGCGUGUGCGCCGGCAAAAUAUCAAAAAUGGCAUCUAUUCCAAAAUGUCUUUGCAACUCUAUCAGGUGGAUGCUAAAAGUUAUCUCUUGGACUUUAAAUCCCUAACCAAUGAUGAGGUGGAGCAGGGCGAUGAUGUGAUAUUGGAGAGUUUGACACCACCGCCUUUGAGUACUAGCGGCAUAAUGCCGCCACAGCCAACGGGACAUCAUACCAUGGAGUUCUUUGAAAUGUGUGCCGCUUUAAUCAUACAAUUAGCUCGCUAAGUAACAACCCGGCGUUAUAGAUGCUGCAAGCCUGGAUUUUCUAAAUUUUUAUUAGUAAUUUUAUAAACUAUACCAAAAAAAAGAACACAAAACAAUCCCCUUCCCCUCUCUAAAUAACUAUUGAACACCCACAUAUAAAUCAAUUACAUACUUGUUGUUUGUCAUAAAUUCUAUUAUUAUUAUGAUUAUUAUCCAUCGACUAUAAGUACGAUUAAAUUUAAAACCUUUAUGUUAUCCUAAAUGGCUAUCUUUACUAGGUCAUCUCCCAAAA
Molecule: messenger RNA, 2429 nt
Organism: Stomoxys calcitrans (stable fly)
Lineage: Eukaryota; Metazoa; Arthropoda; Insecta; Diptera; Muscidae
Gene: AMPKalpha
Product: 5'-AMP-activated protein kinase catalytic subunit alpha-2
Exons: 1
Coding region: 473-2158 (561 amino acids)
Biological process (GO): protein phosphorylation; intracellular signal transduction
Cellular component (GO): cytoplasm
Molecular function (GO): ATP binding; protein serine/threonine kinase activity
Source: RefSeq, a predicted model, not a curated record